AUGUUCGUGUCCGACUGCCGCCGGGAGUUCUACGAUGUGAUCGUCACCCAGCGUGUUCUUCUUCUUGUUGCUUCAGAUGUUGAUGCAUUAUGUGCUUGUAAAAUACUCCAAGCUUUGUUUCAGUGUGACCAUGUGCAAUACACACUCGUGCCAGUGGCUGGGUGGCAAGAGCUUGAAACUGCCUUUCUGGAGCAUAAAGAUCAGUUCAAGUACUUUGUUCUUAUUAAUUGUGGUGCCAAUGUAGACCUCCUGGAAAUCUUGCAGCCUGAAGAAGACACUUUUUUUUUUGUAUGUGACAGUCACAGACCCAUCAAUGUAGUGAAUGUUUACAAUGACACACAGAUUAAGCUGCUGGUCAAGCAAGAGGAUGAUCUCGAUGUUCCUGCUUACGAUGACAUCUUCAGAGAUGAGGAGGAGGAGGAGGAGGAAGAGGACUCAGAGAAUGAAAGUGGUGGCUCAGAGCCCCUGGAAAAGCGCAGACGAUUUGAGGAGGAGGUAAUAGAGAGGACAAUGAAAAGGAGACAAAGGAGAGAAUGGGAAGCACGCAGAAGAGAAAUUCUUUUUGAUUAUGAGCAAUAUGAAUACCAUGGAACCUCGUCUGCAAUGGUGAUGUUUGAUCUGGCAUGGAUAAUGUCUAAGGAUUUGAAUGACAUGUUGUGGUGGGCUAUUGUUGGCCUAACAGAUCAGUGGGUCCAAGAUAAAAUAACUCAGAUGAAGUACGUGACUGACAUCGGGGUCCUGCAGCGCCACGUGUCGCGCCACAACCACCGCAACGAGGACGAGGAGAACUCCCUGUCCAUUGACUGCAUGAGGAUUGCAUUUGAGUAUGACCUGCGCCUGGCACUGUACCAGCACUGGUCGCUCUAUGAAAGUCUCUGCAACACCUGCUACACCUCUGCCAGCCUCAAGCUUUGGUCUGUGCAAGGGCAGAAGAGGCUCCAGGAGUUUUUGGCUGACAUGGGUUUGCCCUUGAAACAAGUGAAACAGAAGUUUAAUUCCAUGGACAUGUCUUUAAAAGAAAAUCUUCGGGAGAUGAUUGAAGAAUCUGCAAACAAAUUUGGAAUGAAAGAUUUGCGAGUUCAGACUUUCAGUAUUCACUUUGGCUUUAAGAACAAGUUCUCAGCAAGUGACAUAGUUUAUGCAACAACUUCUCUCAUGGAGAACAUAGAGAAAGAGGGGCCUGAAACAACUAAUUUCAUUAAGGCUUUGGACAGUCUUUCCAGAGGUAACCUGGACAAGCUGCACCAAGGACUGGACCUGGCCAAAAAGCAGCUACGUGCCAUUCAGCAGACAGUGGCCAGCUGUAUUUGCACCAACCUUGUCAUUUCCCAGGGGCCAUUUCUUUAUUGCUCCCUCAUGGAGGGCACACCAGAUGUGAAACUGUUUUCCAAACCAGUGUCUCUAUGUCUGCUUAGUAAAUACUUACUGAAAUCCUUUGUUUGCUCUACAAAAAACAAGCGCUGCAAGCUGCUGCCCCUGGUCAUGGCUGCACCCAUGGAUGUGGAACAGGGAACUGUGAUCAUGGUGGGGAUUCCUCCAGAGACAGAAAGCUCAGACAAAAAGAACUUUUUUGGAAGAGCCUUCGAGAAGGCUGCGGAGAGCACGAGCUCCCGGACGCUGCACAACCACUUCCAGAUGUCCAUAAUUGAAUUGAAAACAGAAGAUCGGAGCAAGUUUCUGGAUGCACUCAUUUCUCUCUUGUCUUAAAGUGGUGCCUUUUGGCUCCUUGUGCUGGAAGCUGAGGAUGAGACCCUCUGAA
Molecule: messenger RNA, 1759 nt
Organism: Melospiza georgiana
Lineage: Eukaryota; Metazoa; Chordata; Aves; Passeriformes; Passerellidae
Gene: CDC45
Product: cell division cycle 45
Exons: 19
Coding region: 1-1707 (568 amino acids)
Biological process (GO): DNA replication initiation; double-strand break repair via break-induced replication; mitotic DNA replication preinitiation complex assembly
Cellular component (GO): DNA replication preinitiation complex
Molecular function (GO): chromatin binding; DNA replication origin binding; single-stranded DNA binding
Source: RefSeq, a predicted model, not a curated record